AUGGCGCGUACGGCGUCGGACGAUUGGGAUGCGUUUGGCGUCUUUGACGGCCCCCCGCCGCCCCCCGCCACGCACCUCACUCUUCGGCAGUAUUUGGCUCUGGUGCGGUGGGUUGGGCAGCGGCUGAAGCUGGCGGACGUCUCGUUUCGGUUCAACCUCCCGACACUGGGGGACGCGGAGGAGGAGGCCGCUGCGCUGAGUGCGUGCGGCCACCCACCCGUGUGUGUCCACUUGGCUCGCGAGGAGGGGCUCCACGCGAUGCGGCACCCGGAGUCCCUCCCCGCCGUUGCAUGCGACGAGGCGUACGCGGCGGUGCACGGGCCCCCGCACGUGCACUGUUUGUUCUGCCUGCAUGAAAGUCGGGAAAUGCACCGCCCCGCGGUCCUGCCAGAUCUGCGUGGGGACGUGCUGAGCCACUACACGCAGCAUAUGCAAAAGCGAAACGAGUGCCUGGCCCUCCUGGAGGCUGAGGCGGUGGCCCACGUGGGUGAGGCAGACUGGGGAGUGGACCUCUCGCACGCGGCGCAGCGGGAGGAGCUGGAGCGCACCGCGGAAUCCGCAGGCCGGCAUGCCUGCUUCAUCGCCUCUGCCGGCACGGCGGCCUGCCCCGUCGUUGUGGCGUACUGUGCGGCGUGUGACCAGCUGGCCCCGCUGGCAUUCUUCGCCGCCGCGGCGUCUGGCGUCGACGGCGGCGACGACAACAAAAUAGAGCCACGACAACACCUCGAGGCGGCGAGGAGCGUGGAAGAGGCUGAGACGAUCUUGGCGCGCCUCUUGCUUGCGUGUGAAGUGCUCUGUGGGCUGCAGCGCGAGCGGGCCCAGGCGGCAGGAGGGUCCACGCCUCGGGUGCAGCAGGAGACGCACAUUUUUCUGGCGACGCCCCUCCUCUUCGACGAGGCGAAGGCGGAGCUAACGGAGGAGUUCGAGAGCGGGGCGGUCGUCACGCAUUGCUCAGUCAUUCUUCCCAUGGCCACCGUGGGUGGCCCGCCGGAGGCGCCGCGUCUCUGCCUUAUGGACGAGGAAGCAACGCUGCCUUCGCUGCGGAGCCAGCUGCCGCCGUACUCCUUCACGGACGCCGUUGUGGGUUUCGCGAUGGCGUGGCCCACGCAGGCGGCCACGGACGCGAAGGUUGCGUGGGUGCUGCGGCACGACGGCGGCCUGCGGGUGCAGCGGCGGCUGGCGUACGUGGAGGACACGGACGAGUGGGUCAUUGCACGUGUGUUUUAUCGCCCCGACACCGCCCCGCUGGAGGGCUGCGGCGACGGUGGCGGCGGCAUUCGCGUGCGGAACGGGUGCAGCGUUGCCAGGAUGCUGCCGCUGACACUCCUGCAACAGUACACGUCUGGGCCCCGCUGCGAGCCGGCGGACGCGGCCACCGGCACUAGUGUCGCGACUGGUAAUAAUAAUCGUCCGCAGACGAAGUACACGCUCGACGAGGUGGAGGAUGGAGAGCUGCUGGGGUGCCCGUACGGUGCGGAGGCCAGAACCGUCCAGUUCUUCGCAGGCAUGACGGCGCUGGCCAAGGCGAUGAGGGCGGCGGCCGACCACAUGAAGGAGAAGCAGCCGUAUGAAUAA
Messenger RNA from Trypanosoma conorhini, 1575 nucleotides. RefSeq lists its product as uncharacterized. The transcript has a single exon. The record is from RefSeq and is a predicted model, not a curated record. Bases 1 to 1575 code for a protein of 524 amino acids. Lineage: Eukaryota; Euglenozoa; Kinetoplastea; Trypanosomatida; Trypanosomatidae.